AUGACCAAGGCCCCAUUCUCUGUGGAAUGGCUCUCCCAGAGCAGCCGGAAGCCCUCACACCUUGGCCAAGGUGACUCUGAGGCUUUCAUUGGAGAGGGAGGCCGAGGCCCCCACAUCCUCGCAAAGGAUCUUCUUUUUUCGUGGCCCCCUGAUACCUUGGGGUCAGAAGGUCCUUCUACGAGUUCCCGGCCCCCGGAGCUACCUGCUGCCACCGUCGGAGGGCUUAAACUUCCUAAGGGGCCUCCUGUCUCCCAAGAAUCCAGAUCUCUGGGCGAGGAGGCUUCCCCUGAGGUCAGCAGUGGCAGCUCUGGGCUACCGGAGGGCCCAAGCCCGGAACCCCAUGGACGGGGAGCCCGCCGCCUUCGCACCGCUUUCACGACCAAACAGAUCAGCACGCUGGAGAGCUCCUUCAAACGCCACCACUAUCUGGGCGCUGCCGAGAGGCGCAAACUGGCGGGCAAGAUGCAACUGUCUGAAGUUCAGAUAAAAACCUGGUUCCAGAAUCGCCGCAUGAAGCUGAAGCGCCAGCUGCAGGAUUUGAGACCCCCAGACCCUCCUCCAGGCUUCCCCCUCCACCUCUACAGCCCCCUGCUUCUGCGCUCUGCACCAGUGCCGCCACCAGGCCUGCCGUACGUGUACCCCAGCUCCCCGCAGCUCCGUGUCCCCAGACUCGUCCAGGAACCCUUUGUUGGUGGCCUGGCCCUCCUCCCACAUCUGCCCCCUCUGCCUUUACCCCCCAGUUCCUGCAAAGCGGCCCCUCCUGCCAUCCCGUCUGUGCUGGCCUGUCUGCUUAGCGGUUGCCCAGACCAGGCCUCCUUCCUAAGAGCAUUGUGA
This is a messenger RNA of Trichosurus vulpecula (common brushtail), 834 nucleotides long. It is a transcript of the gene VENTX, whose product is annotated as VENT homeobox. The record is from RefSeq and is a predicted model, not a curated record. Lineage: Eukaryota; Metazoa; Chordata; Mammalia; Diprotodontia; Phalangeridae. The transcript has 3 exons. The coding region runs from base 1 to 834 and encodes 277 amino acids. Gene Ontology annotation, molecular function: DNA-binding transcription factor activity, RNA polymerase II-specific; RNA polymerase II cis-regulatory region sequence-specific DNA binding. Gene Ontology annotation, biological process: regulation of transcription by RNA polymerase II.